AGUCAGAGAACGCAGAGCCGGCUUUGAGUAAAUAGUGCUGCGGAGGGAUCGGUCGCUCUUGAUAGCCGUGCGUGCGUGGCCGUCCCUUUCACGGAGGGGGAUAACAACAGCAACAACCAUGGCAAUGGGCAUGUGAGGUUCUGCUCCCCCAAUCCUGCUAGCCGUAACAAUGGGGUCUUCACUGUCUGCGAACACGAGCUCCUCCUGCUCCAGGCUACAAAGAGAGAAUGACAGUGAUGAGGAUUUGCUGGACAACAAGAAUCGGGAAGAAGACAUUGCCAGGUUCCCAUAUGUGGAAUUCACUGGGCGAGACAGCAUCACCUGCCCUUCCUGCCAAGGCACUGGCUGCAUCCCCACAGAGCAAGUUAAUGAAUUGGUGGCUCUGAUACCAUACCAUGACCAGAGGUUAAAACCUCAAAGGACGAAGCUCUAUGUCGUGGUGUCAGUGCUGCUCUGCCUCCUGGUGUCAGGGUUGGUGGUCUUCUUUCUCUUUCCUCAUUCAGUCCUUGUGGAUGACAGUGGCAUCAAAGUGGUUACAGUUUGGUUUGACGAAAAAAACUCCCUUGUUGUCCUUGCCAUUACGGCCACUCUCCGCAUCAGAAAUUCCAAUUUCUACUCGGUAGAGGUAACCAGCUUGGCCAGCCAAGUGCAGUAUAUGAACACUGUGGUUGGGACAAAACAACUUAACAAUGUCACCCGCAUCCAGCCAUUGAGUGACCAGCUGGUGAAUUUCACAGUGAAGGCUGAAAUGGGCGGGCCCUUUUCAUACGUCUAUUUCUUUUGCACAUUGCCCAAGAUCAGAGUGCACAAUAUUGUGAUUUUCAUGAGGACUUCAGUGAAGAUCUCCUACAUCGGUCAUAUAACUCAGAGUUCCUUGGAGACCCAUCACUAUGUUGACUGUGGUGCAAAUUUCACAGCUGCCCAUGCUGGACCCUGGCUGCCAGCUCUGGGUGGUGCAGCUUAAUAGCAGAGCACUUUGAGUCCAGAGUCUCAUGUAUUACAAUGACGAUGGGAGGCUGGCUUCUACUCUUGCAUAAAUUUAGGACUGCUUACUGUGGGCCUUUUUUCAUUUGGGAUGGGGAGAAAGAGAGUUGCUGCAGUCCUUGGUGAAAGGUGUGCCUGGCUAGACUUGAGGCACUUCUACAGUGUUCCAUGGACUGUUCCUUGGUAGCUGACUGCCACCACCACUGCACCCCCACUGCCUCAGGACACUGAGCUCUGGCUUGCAUGACAGAGCCUUCUGUUGGGUUUCUUGGCUACUCCUUAAAAUUAGAUGAAAACAUAUUUUUGUAGGAGUUUCCUCCCAUUUUUCUGGACUGCAAAGAAUGAUGCUCCUAACUUGGUGAUCACUGAAGGAUGAACUUCUAUCCCCAUGGAAGAGGAGGUAAUUUUGAGCUUGCUUCUCAUGUGCUGAUUUUUUAGCUUAUGUCUUGCUUAUUGUCAGAGACAAAUGAACUGAGAAUAUCUUUACAGCAGCCUUCUCUAGCAAUCUUCUCUGGCACUCUCUAGAUGUGCUAGAUUGCAAUUUCCAUCUUCCCCAAGAGUAUGCCCAAUGGCCAUGGUGGCUGGGGAGAAGGGAGUUGUAUUCUUAGACACAUGCAGGACAUUAAGUUGGGGAAGGCUGCUUUAGUCUAAGCCCUCCUGAAACAAAUUUGCAAGCAUUACAGCCCUCCUGUAGGUGUGAAUUAUUUUUCACAAAUAAUUUUGAAACUACAUUUGUAUCAGUAGUCUGUUAAGCAUGCUGCUCUAAAAGGCACACAAUUGACUUAGAGAUCUUAUGUUUUCUGCAUCUUUCUCUUCCUGCUUUUAAGAAUAAGCAUCACAGGAGAGCUGUAGGUGUUCUGAUCCCUGCAUCAGCUACACCCAAAAAACAGUGGUCACUUUUAAUUUUUUUAUCUCCUGAUUCUCUAGGCUGGAAGACUUUGUGCUGAUUUAACUGGCCCAUGCCAGGUAAAUAGAAGGAUUUGUUUAUACUUUUCCAGUGAAGAUUGAUAGUUGUGUGUUGCUGCCCAAAUGCCUUCCUCUCUUCUAAGAAUCAAAUUGGGAUAACUUCAUGGUCAAAUUAAGAAAGUAAAGGAUGGAGAGAAACUCCUACAAAUAAAUCUUGAACAGAUAAUUACUAAUUCUCUUUAUUUUUAAAAUAUAACUUACACCCAUUCAUAUUUCUGCUUAAAGCUCCUCAGUGUGCUGCAGUAUUUUUGUCUGAAGAAGAAAUAGAAUCCUAUUUACACUUGGAAGUGGAUUUUAACUCUAAUUUUGGAUACUUAAGUGACGGGGUUAAUGCUCAUUUAGAAUCUGUACUGUUCUACUGGGCAGACUCUGUAGAGCUGAACUUUCAUGAAGUUAAUAAACCUUUAAGUCUUUCCUUUU
Varanus komodoensis (Komodo dragon) is the source of this 2370-nucleotide messenger RNA. It is a transcript of the gene TMEM106C, whose product is annotated as transmembrane protein 106C. The coding region runs from base 170 to 964 and encodes 264 amino acids. Lineage: Eukaryota; Metazoa; Chordata; Lepidosauria; Squamata; Varanidae. The record is from RefSeq and is a predicted model, not a curated record. The transcript is spliced from 8 exons.